Molecule: messenger RNA, 336 nt
Organism: Schistosoma turkestanicum
Lineage: Eukaryota; Metazoa; Platyhelminthes; Trematoda; Strigeidida; Schistosomatidae
Source: the annotation of a GenBank genome assembly
AUGGAGAAGAAGGAUCGGGAGAAUAUGGAAGCUGGUUUAUCGCCCAGACUAGAUUCGGACGUUAAAAUUUUAACUACUUCAAUGUCUUUACAAAAGCAAGUUGAUAUAACAAGAGCAUUUAAAGAAAUGAUGAAAACACAGUAUACUGAAGAGAAUUCAAUCAAUAAUAUCUGCAAUGAUAUUAAAAAGUAUUUGGAUAAGAAAUAUGGUGGAUUAUGGCAAGUAUUCAUUAUUGAUGGGUCGUUCUGGUCAAAUUUCAGUCAUGAACCUUUUCUAGCAAUAGAAUUUAUGUACGAUAAAUUUCGUUGCGUGUUUUGGAGAAAUCCAGCAGAUUAA